Aptenodytes forsteri (emperor penguin) is the source of this 1389-nucleotide messenger RNA. It is a transcript of the gene GCK, whose product is annotated as glucokinase. Gene Ontology annotation, biological process: glycolytic process; regulation of insulin secretion; glucose 6-phosphate metabolic process. Bases 1 to 1389 code for a protein of 462 amino acids. Gene Ontology annotation, molecular function: fructokinase activity; ATP binding; mannokinase activity. Gene Ontology annotation, cellular component: mitochondrion; cytosol. The transcript is spliced from 9 exons. The record is from RefSeq and is a predicted model, not a curated record. NCBI's taxonomy places the organism in Eukaryota, Metazoa, Chordata, Aves, Sphenisciformes, Spheniscidae.
AUGCCGUCCGUCCUGCCGCAGGUGGAACAGAUCCUGUCGGAGUUUCGGCUGAAGGAGGAGGACCUGAAGAAGGUGAUGUACCGGAUGCAAAAAGAGAUGGACCGAGGGCUAAAGCUGGAGACACACGAGGAAGCUUCCGUGAAAAUGCUGCCCACCUACGUCCGCUCCACACCCGAGGGCUCAGAGGUCGGAGAUUUCCUGUCGUUGGACCUCGGCGGCACCAAUUUCCGCGUGAUGCUGGUGAAAGUGGGCGAGGGGGAGGAAGGGCAGUGGAAGGUGAAGACGAAGCAUCAGAUGUACUCCAUCCCGGAGGAUGCCAUGACGGGGACGGCUGAGAUGCUUUUCGACUAUAUCUCCGAGUGCAUCUCCGAUUUCCUGGACAAGCACCAGAUGAAGCACAAAAAGCUGCCCCUGGGCUUCACCUUCUCCUUCCCCGUGCGGCACGAGGACAUCGACAAGGGCAUCCUCCUGAAUUGGACCAAGGGCUUCAAAGCCUCCGGCGCGGAAGGGAACAACGUGGUCGGGCUCCUGAGAGACGCCAUCAAACGGCGAGGGGACUUCGAGAUGGACGUGGUGGCGAUGGUGAACGACACGGUGGCCACGAUGAUCUCCUGCUACUACGAAGAUCACCGGUGCGAGGUUGGGAUGAUUGUGGGGACGGGCUGCAACGCCUGCUACAUGGAGGAGAUGCAGAACGUGGAGCUGGUGGAGGGCGACGAGGGACGGAUGUGCGUCAACACGGAGUGGGGGGCCUUCGGCGCCUCGGGGGAGCUGGACGAGUUCCUCCUGGAGUACGACCGCGUGGUGGACGAGACCUCACUUAACCCCGGUCAGCAACUCAACGAGAAGACCCCCUACGAGAAGAUCAUCGGGGGGAAGUACAUGGGGGAGAUCGUCCGGCUGGUGCUGCUGAAGCUGGUGGACGAGAACCUGCUCUUCAACGGGGAGGCCUCCGAGAAGCUCAAGACCCGCGGGACCUUCGAGACCCGCUUCGUGUCACAGGUCGAGAGCGACUCCGGCGACCGCAAGCAGAUCUACAACAUCCUGACGGCCUUUGAGCUGCUGCCCUCGGGGACGGACUGUGACAUCGUGCGGAUGGUCUGCGAGAGCGUCUCCACCCGCGCCGCCCAGAUGUGCUCGGCCGGGCUGGCCGGCGUCAUCAACCGCAUGCGGGAAAGCCGGAGCCAGGAGACCCUCAAAAUCACCGUGGGGGUCGACGGCUCCGUCUACAAGCUCCAUCCCAGCUUCAAGGACCGCUUCCACGCCACGGUUCGGCAGCUGACGCCCGGCUGCGACAUCACCUUCAUCCAGUCGGAGGAAGGCAGCGGGCGCGGGGCCGCGCUCGUCUCGGCCUUUGCCUGCAAAAUGGCCUGCAUGAUGGGGCAGUGA